Messenger RNA from Oppia nitens, 2373 nucleotides. RefSeq lists its product as uncharacterized. Bases 1 to 2286 code for a protein of 761 amino acids. The record is from RefSeq and is a predicted model, not a curated record. The transcript is spliced from 7 exons. Lineage: Eukaryota; Metazoa; Arthropoda; Arachnida; Sarcoptiformes; Oppiidae.
AUGAGUGAAGAUUUUCCUGAAGAGUGGACACCAAUGAAUGAUGACUAUAAUAGUGUUGUAUUCAACAGUUAUACUAACGGACAGACCGGCGCUUACCUACCGGUCCGAUGUCUGCCCUCCUAUGGUAAUAGUGAGUCGUUUCCCAUCAGACGUACCGAUACUCUGAAGCUAUUAAUCGUUGGCUUUCCUUCAGAUAUAACUGAAAUUGGAUUCAAAUCUUUUCUUAAACGUAUUGGUUGCAAGUUUUCGACAUUUAAAUUGGUGACCACUUUGUCCGGACAACGAUACAGUUUUGCCGAUUUUGAAACCAUAAGAGAGGCUCAGAAGUCAAUUGAAUUGAUAAGAAGCCAAAAGACAUACAAAUUAUCUGUUUGUUUUGCUGCCACAGAAGCCCAACAAGAAGAACGAGAGUUAGCCAUUAAUCGAGAAAACGAAAGGUUAUAUCAGAAGAAUUUGAAAAUGAAGCCCAAGAUAGACAUUGGAAAUUGUAAUGCCAUAAACUCGAACCAUAUGAACGGUUCUUAUCGUAAUCAUUCAGACACAGCAAGUCUUAGCGGUUCGACAGAAAUGGAAGUCCUCUCCCUAUACGCUAAAACCAACAAACUUUUAAAAGUGUUGGAAACAGUAGCCGAUGAGUGCACUGUUUGUAUAGCCAAACCACCUGUAGAGCACUUGCAUUUCAUUAUAAAUGAAAACCAAGUGAUUGAUCCAAAAGAAAUGCCGGCACUCAUUGAUUUAGGUAUUUCGUGUCAAACAUGUGGACAAAAGGCGGCUAAUUUGAAGCUAUGCUCUCAAUGCAAACGAUCACAUUAUUGUAAUACUAAAUGUCAGACAAAUGAUUGGAGUCAACACAGAUUAGUUUGUAAACAAACAAUAAUCUCUGGUCUUCGACCCGAAACCACGACUACUGUUGCUCCCAUUGGACCCACUGGUGAUUCAAUUGUUAGUUUAAAUUCAACUAAAAAGAUUAGCCGUACUGUCGUUUCUUCUCCGACACCACUUACAAGUUCUCCUAAAGUCCCGAGAGUCACAACUCCUGUCCAAAUGUCACCUCAAAAGUCAAAUGAUUCGCCAAUUGUGGUGCCGACACAAAAGUCACCAAAGGUUUCGUUUAUUAAGACUUCAGUCAAUGAUAUUUCCAAUUCAACUACUGUUAAACGCUUAGAUUUCAAUGAGGGCAACAAAUUUAAGCUCAUCUCAAUCUUAGAUAAAUUGAAUGGAAAAUCGGUUAAAUUUAUUGUUACCGAACAAUUUGAUGCCGAAAAAUCAUAUUAUUUCUCUACAAUUUAUGAUCCAAGUAUUGGACAAGUGGUUCAACAGUUGGCAUUGGACUACCCGACUAAAAAUAAGGUCUCACCAAAGGUUGAUGAAGUAGUUGUUGUUAAAGGUUCUGAUGACGCGUAUUAUCGCGCUUACGUCUUAGAGGUUAAUAAAAAUAGCGCUCAAGUUUUGAUGAUAGACGACGGCUUUAUUGAAAUGGUUGACUCCGAUAACUUCUAUGAAUUGGAGCCCAAGUAUCUUAAUAUUCCGGCUUUUAGUGUUCUACUCGUUCCUGACAGUGAAGAAGCAGUUUUAUAUCUUGAUUUGGCUGUCGAUAAACAGGACGACUUUCACUGCGAAGGAAGUUAUACCUUAAAAGAUGACAAUUCAUAUAUUCAAACGGACAGUAUAUUUAUUAAACUGUUGAAAAUUGAUGAAACGGUCAAAUUUGUCAAAAAUCCUAUUAAUAAGCCAAAAGAAACGCAAAAAUCUGCCGAAAAGUCUGUUGUCGACUAUUUUCAAGAAUUGUCAAAAAGAACUCUUGCAUUGGAUGUCGAACAUCAACUAAUGGCUGUUUAUAAGGAUGAGACCGAUCCUAAAAACUUCUUUAUUGCUGCAGAAGGUGGAGAUUUUGAGAAUGUUAUGGUUGGUUGUCGUGGACUCGGAGAAAAAUUUGACGAUAAAGUUAAAGUGAAUCCAAAUGUUGGAAAAACUUAUUUGGCAAAGGCUUCCGAUAAUGAUUGGUAUCGAGCGGUCGUCAAUAGUGUGAACGGAGAUACAGUUAAUGUUCAGUAUUUGGACUUUGGAAAUAAAGAAGACAUCGAAAGUAAAUAUUUGAUGAAAUUGACAUCAGAAUUGAAAACAUCAACUGUUCCCCCGAUUGCCAUCAAAUGUAAAGUAGACUCCACUAAGCUUAGCGAUGAACACUUGAACCAUAAGUUGGAUCAGGCAGUUGACGGCGCUUUCCUUAUUAAGCUUAAAGUUAUCGCAAUUAAUGACAGUCUUCAUUCCGUUGAAGUCUAUUAAAUGCAACCAAAAUAUACUUAUUUUAAAGCAUUUUAAAAAUCUCAUUACACUGACUAUAAUUAUAUUACUGUAAUUAUUUUUUAACAU